This is a messenger RNA of Mugil cephalus (flathead mullet), 3677 nucleotides long. RefSeq names its product sorting nexin-18-like. Lineage: Eukaryota; Metazoa; Chordata; Actinopteri; Mugiliformes; Mugilidae. Gene Ontology annotation, molecular function: protein binding; phosphatidylinositol binding. Gene Ontology annotation, biological process: endocytosis; plasma membrane tubulation; protein transport. Gene Ontology annotation, cellular component: plasma membrane; cytoplasmic vesicle. Bases 510 to 2177 code for a protein of 555 amino acids. The transcript is spliced from 4 exons. The record is from RefSeq and is a predicted model, not a curated record.
CCAGCCUCAUACGUGUUAGGACCACUGCUGCCUCUAACUUCAACAAGCACCUCGGAGAGGGCAGGGGGAAAAAAAGGACGUUCCCCCCGGCUUUUAUGUGGAGGAAUGAAACAGCCCCGCAAGCUGUAAGUUUGUCACCUGAUAUCUUUCCUCGGAUAGAAAAGAUACGUUUUCGUCAGAGUUUUUCGACUUGGAUUAAGUUCUGCGUGGAAACAAAUGUUAUCUGAACCCGCAGAAAGGAGCGCAGAGAAAGAGAGAGAGAGGAGGUGGGUGUCGGAUACAAGCCUGUUUUUUUUUUCUUCUUGUUCUCUUGUGCAUCGAUUUUGGAUACAAGCUCUUUAUUUAGGCAAAAUUGAAAAGGAAGUUAGAUUGUCGCUGUUUCUUUAUAAAUAAUCUGAAGAUCCUGAGAGAUCUGCAAAGGGUUCAAUCCUGGGAAAAAAGCAACUCGUUGUGGAAAGUUUGCAGUGAAACAACAAAGACCCACCAAUCAUACCAGCAGUGUUCAAAUCAUGGCUUUAAAGGCCAGAGUGUUGUAUGAUUUCCACUCUGAAAAUCCAGGAGAGAUCUCCAUAGCGGAGAAUGAGUUGGUGACUUUGUUCAGCGAGGAGGAGCUGGAGGGCUGGCUGGAGGGGGAGAACAUUAGGGGGGAGGCUGGCCUCUUCCCUGCCUCCUAUGUCGAGAUCAUCAGGGACCACAUCGCCUCCAACAACGGCUUCUCCUCGCCCAAACCCAAAGUCGCGAUCCCCACCCACACCUCCUCCUCCCCUGACUCCCAGCCCCACCGAGGCUUUGGGGCCGGUAGCGUUGGCAGUGGUGGGGGCAGCUUCCAAACCAGCCAGGGGAGCGACGACGACUGGGACGAUGACUGGGAUGACAGCUCUCCGGCGGCCGACGCGCCUCAGGGUCUUGGCACCACCCCUUCCAUGUACCCUGUCACCACCUCCCUUCCGGGACGCAGCAGCGCCCAGCACCACCAUCAGCAGCAGCAGCAGGCGAAAAGCUCGGCCACGGUGGGGAGGAACCUCAACAGGUUCUCCACCUUCGUCAAAUCUGGAGGAGAGGCCUUCCUGCUUGGGGAGGCCUCGGCUUUCGUGAAGGACGGUGACAAGAUCUGUGUGGUGAUGGGAAAGCAUGGUCCGGAGUGGCAGGACGACCCUUAUCCAUUUACGUGCACCAUAGAUGACCCCACCAAGCAGACAAAGUUCAAAGGCAUGAAGAGCUACAUGUCCUACGGCCUCACCCCGACGCACACCAACGUACAAGUCAACCGCAGGUACAAGCAUUUCGACUGGCUCUACGCUCGUCUUGUGGAGCGCUUCCCCGUCAUCUCGGUGCCCCACCUACCGGAGAAGCAGGCCACGGGCCGCUUCGAGGAGGACUUCAUCUCCAAGAGGAGGAAGGGUCUGAUCUGGUGGAUGAACCACAUGACCAGCCACCCUGUGCUGGCCCGCUGUGACGUUUUCCAGCAUUUCCUGACCUGCGGGGCGGACGAAAAGGCCUGGAAGCAGGGCAAGAGGAAGGCAGAGAGGGACGAGCUGGUCGGGGCCAAUUUCUUCCUUACGAUCAGCCCCCCCGCUCUCCCUCUGGACCUUCAGGAAGUCGAGAGCAAGAUCGAAGGCUUCAAGACCUUCACCAAGAGGAUGGACGAGAACAUCGUGGUCGUGAACGCCACCAUCAAUGAGUUUGCCCGCAAGCAGAUGGCAGGUUUCAAGAAGGAGUACCAGAAAGUGGGACAGUCCUUCAAGCUCCUGGGGCAGGCGUUCGAGCUGGACCAGCAGGCCUACUCAACAGGCCUCAACAAGGCCAUCGCGUACACUGGAGAGUCUUAUGAGGUGAUAGGAGAUUAUUUUGCUGAGCAGCCACGCCAGGACCUGGACCCCAUUUCUGACCUGUUGGACCUCUACAGAGGACACCUGGCCAAUUUUCCUGACAUCAUCCAUGUGCAGAAAGGUGCACUGACCAAGGUGAAGGACUGUCCAAAGCAGGAGGGGGAUCUCCACGACCGCUGCAACAUCAUUUCUUGCGCCACGCUGGCGGAAAUCCAGCACUUCCAUCGUACGCGCGUGAGAGACUUCCGCUCGCAGAUGCAGCACCACCUCCGCCAGCAGAUCAGCUUCUUCCAGAGGAUCACCGCCAGGCUAGAGGACGCGCUGCAGAGAUAUGACGAAGACCAGUAGGACGAGAGGGAGAUAAGAGAGAGAGAGAGGUCGAACUACAAAGAAUCCAAGGACGUGAUGGGUGGUGGAUGGGGGCUUGACAGGAGAGGGAGACAAGGGUAUCUUGAUGGUUUCGUCCUCUUCUUCUAGUAAUGGAGAACAUGCUAUUGGCUUUUAAGAGAAAAAAACCUUGGAGACUUGUAUUGUGAUGGAUUGUGUGCCUGGUACGAGCCUUGGAAGAAUUAUACCACUCUUUAAAAGUAUAUAGGCCAGAUGACAACUUCUUGGAUUAACCGAACUGCUCUGAUGAAUGUACCAGUGAGAGGGAUUUUGCUGACACUCCAGGCACAUCUUGCAACUCAGCGGGACUGCUGCAGAUGUUUAAAACAGCUGCUUACAGUACGACAGGGGCCGCCGUUUGAUGGACUCCCUAGAAAUCCCUCCGUCAGGGAUGCAUCAGCAGAAACAAAGACGGGGAAUUCUUGAAAUCGCUUCAUCUGGCCGUUUUAAUAAUCGAAAGGCAGGACUUUAUUUUUACUUGAAUGACCUACUCAGUAUUGUUUUGGUGGCACGGUAUGCGAGAUCAUGACUAUGGCGAGAGGCAGAGAUGGAACAAUAUCCUCUACUGAUUACUUUUAGUAUUUUCAUCGCAGCGUGAAGUUUGACCUACUUCUGCUGAAUAACCUCUCUCACAGCUCAGAUCACACCUUCACUGUGUUAUAAUUGGAAGCCCUACAUUGAUCUGCAUUUUAGUCGUAUUCGCAGCUCUACAUUCUCAUUUGUUCCAGAUGUUGUGUUAAAAUUCUAAAAGCUUUUAGGGACGGGACUCACCUAUUCUGUGGGUGUUUUCUGGCAUGGAAAGACUCAAACAAGAUCAUGUGGAAUGUUAAAGUUAUUGCAGCAUUUUUGGAAUUCUUCUAAGGGCAAAAGGGUUCAUCUGGGGAAAAGAUGGGUUUAGGCUCAGGAUGACAUUCCUGGUUGCGAUUUCUAAACGCAUUCUUCUACUGCCUCAGAGUUAAAUCUGUGGCGUUGCCAUAUGGGGAUGAAUUGUUUCAUUUGUUACAUAUAGCUCAGAGAACGUUUUGUGGCAAUCAUUAGCAGUGUUUGGCCGCUGGAUUGGGAAAACCCUUUUCGACCAGGCAUCCUGCACAAAUUUAAUGAGUUUGACUCACAAAGAAAUUCCUUUAAAUUGAAGCAGCAGGGGUGUUGGAGGGUGAGCACCCAGAGGCAAGUUAGGGUCAGUUAAAUAUAACCAAUGUGCUUCUUAAAAAUGGGGGGAAAUGUUUUAAACUGUGUGAAAGGUGACAGUUUUACACACAUAUAUAUUUGGUAAAUGUUGUAAUUUCAGAUGUGAUGUCACAUUCAUUUCUUGGGGACUUUUGCUUUGUAACUUUAAUGAUGAGACAAAGCACCAUGCUGGUUGUGCUUUCUCCAGACUAAGAUCACCAAAAGUGUUUCUCAGCACUUUGAAUGUAACACGACACCAUUUCAUCAAAUAAAUGAAAGUAGAUUUUAUUUCAA